AUGUCGAGCCACGUCCAGAUCGUGGCGACGCCCACGGCCGACACGGCUGGCGCAGGCCUCCUGCUGCACUUUGACCACCGCCGUUACCACUUUGGCACCCUCGCCCAGGGCACGCAGCGCGCCAUCUCCCAGCGCGGCCACUCCCUCGCCAAGCUCGACAAGAUCUUCAUUGCCGGCGAGGUCAACUGGGAGACCACCGGCGGCAUGCUGGGCAUGAUGCUGACCGUCGCCGACGGUCUCGCGGCCGUCGCCCAGGAUGUCAAGAAUUCCAACGAGGCGAGGCGCAAGGAGGGCAAGCGCGAGAUCGCCACGCCCAACAAGACGUUUGAGAUUUUCGGCGGCAAGAACACAGCACACACCGUGGCCACGGCCCGGAACUUCAUCUUCCGCACCGGCAUGCCCAUCAAGGCCGUCGACCUGACCCUCGACCCCCGCGCCGCCGGCGGCAGCCCGACACCGCACGACUACUCAAAGCCAGACUGGGAAGAUGACACCAUUUUGGUGUGGCACGUGCCGGUGGCCAGGAGCCGCCCCGCGACGGCAGCAGCAGCAGCAGCAGAAGCAGCCACAGCUGCUACAGCUGCUGGAAACGGUACGCGCCCGGUGCGGAAGCGAACCUUUGACGUGAUGCACAACGCUGAAGCCGGCGCUGCCGUGACAGAUACGAGAUUGGGGAGCCAGUCGCCCCGCGCGCGGUCCCGCUCCGCCUCGCCCCCGCGGAAGAGGCAGCAGAUGGCCGAGAACACGGUCCACGACAUUGUCGAGAACAUGUUCAACUCGGACUGGAGCAAGGACGGCCUGUUCGAGACCAAGCUCGCCGACGUGCAGAUGCCGGCUAAGAUCUUCAUCCGCGAGAACGGCAACAUCAAAAAGUACGACGGACCGACACCGAGCACGAGGGAUGUCGUUGUGCCUGACAUUACCGUCCUCGUUCGCAAGCCCUGGCCGAGCGCCAUGGUCACCGACCUGCCGCCCACGACCAUGUCUGACACGUCGCUCUGCUAUGUGGUCAAGAACAGGGGCCGCCGUGGAAAGCUGAACCCCAAGGUCGCCAUCGAUCUGGGCGUGGCCAAGCCCGACUUCAAGCGCCUGACCGCCGGCGCCUAUGAAGGGCCAGGGUUUUGCCGUCCUGGCCAUUCCCUCUCUGGAACACGCGCCUGGCUUCCUCGAACGGCCCGAGUGGCAGUCGGACGAGCUGCUCGACAAUGUCCAGAUUUUUUACUGGAUCUUUGGAAAGGGUGUCUUUGA
Verticillium dahliae VdLs.17 is the source of this 1248-nucleotide messenger RNA. RefSeq lists its product as uncharacterized. Gene Ontology annotation, molecular function: 3'-tRNA processing endoribonuclease activity. The transcript is spliced from 2 exons. Bases 1 to 1248 code for a protein of 415 amino acids. Gene Ontology annotation, cellular component: mitochondrion. Gene Ontology annotation, biological process: mitochondrial tRNA 3'-end processing. The record is from RefSeq and is a predicted model, not a curated record. Lineage: Eukaryota; Fungi; Ascomycota; Sordariomycetes; Glomerellales; Plectosphaerellaceae.